GCCGUAGCGGCUGCUCGGGCUGUGCGCGUCCCGGAACAGGCCGCCGCGCGCCGCUCUCGGACCCGCAGCCCCCGCCCGCCUGGCCGGGUCGGGCGGCCCAGGGCGGCAUCUUCCUAUUUCUCCCCGGCCACGGCCCACCUGUCACAGUUGAGUAUCUGGAGCACCGUUGAGCUCACAGUUGAGCACCAUUUGCCUCAAGUUGAUUUCCAGAAGCAGCAGUCCCCAGAGCUGGCCAGGGGAUGAACCGUGAGGGGGCCCCCGGGAAGAGUCCGGAGGAGGUGUACAUUCAGCAGAAGGUCCGAGUGCUGCUCAUGCUGCGGAAGAUGGGCUCCAACCUGACGGCCAGCGAGGAGGAGUUCCUUCGCACCUACGCGGGGGUGGUCAACAGCCAGCUCAGCCAGCUGCCCCAGCACUCCAUCGACCAGGGUGCGGAGGACGUAGUGAUGGCGUUUUCCAGGUCGGAGACGGAGGACCGGAGGCAGUAGCCGCAACCCCCGUGGAACACCCUGGAAGCUGGCCAAGGCCAGGAGAUCUGUGUGGACCUCACCGCUGAGUGGCAGAGGGUCAUCUCCCCUCCCCCUGGCCCCCCACCCCACCCCACACUACCCCACCCCACGGCCACUCAGCAUCCUUGGGGGAGACACCAGUGGUGCGGUCACGAUUGGCUUAAAGAGACGGACUCAUGAUUGGCUGCAGGAAGAAACCUUUUUAUUUUUAAAUCUUGACCAAUGGAAACCUUUUUAUUUUUAUUUUCUGACUCUUAUUUUAAAAAAAGAAAAAAAAUUUGCGCCUCGGGUGUAUGGCUUCCCAGGAAGCUCUCCGAGCUCUGGUGCUUUAUUUGGGUCACUCUUGAGGAACAUGAGGAGGUCCGAUUGGCGGCUUAAACUGGAAAAGGAUUUGAUUGGCUGGCUAAUGGGAACCUUUUUUUUUUCUUUGAUUGGCUGCAGGUGUUAGGCUGAUCACACCAGCUCCUCUCUUUUGAAUGUCGAAAACAGGGUUUGGGACAUUGGUUGUUAUAUUUGACUUGAAAAAAAGAAAGAAAGAAACCAAGUGCGCUUUGCAAUAUUUAUUACACAAAGAGCCUGCUGCUGUUUUCACGUGUUUUGUGUUUGCCUUCCACUGGUUUAGGCGUGUUUCGUUUUCCAUUGGCUCACCCAUGACUUCUGUCACCAUGGGCCACCCACCUGACCUGUGGUGGGUAGGCCCUCUCCAGUGGGGUUGGGGGGGAGGUCCACCUGGAGAGUGCAUUUGCAGUAAUGACUACACCUGGCUUCAUCAGCAAGGGGACCUCCCCCCUCAGGACCCCAAGCAGGAUCUACAGCUGGAAAACAGAGCCCCCAUGGUUGUCCUGAAUGAGCAGCCCAGGGCCUAGAGGAGACCAUUCACCAGAAUGACUUCCACGAGUUGGCAACCAUCCAGCCUCCCUCGGUGAGAAUGGAAUUGCUCACUUGCACCGUCCGGGCCUCCCUAGCCUGCUCUCACUGAGCAGGGUACCUCUUUCCCUUUAGUCAUCAUUCCGUCUGUAGCCAACUUCCUGAGAUCUCAUCCGGGCGGGAGCUGCUCUCAGCUCUAAGACCCCAAAACGUAGCAGAGGUCUCUGCUGGGGAACCCAGAACCCACACCAAGGCCUCAGGUUGGCUUACAAGGCCCAGGAGGCCUUUGGCUCCAACCACCCCACCACCACCACCAUUGCCCCCAGGCUCCUCCCUCGGUGUGUGCUGCCAGGGCCGUGGGUCCUGAUCAGCCCCCAGAGGCCUCUCAUCCGAGGCUGUGCCCUUCACUUCGGAAGACUCUCUCCCCAUGGCAGCUUGGAAGGGACAGUGUCAUUGUUUAUUUAUAAAGUGCCCUCUGGGACAGCUGGCUGGGCCUUCACUGAACAAGUCCCACCAGGCGGGCCUUCCACCCCGGCCGCCAGAAACACACUGCAGAGCACUGAAUGGUCUUUGAAGGGCUGCAGGAACCCCAGGUCUUCCCAGCUGCCCUCCUCCUCCCCUGAAGCCAGCCGUCCUGCUUCCUGCAUCUCUCUCUGGAGGAGAGUGUGGGUGAGGAAUUGAGAAGGAUGCGGGCCUGGGGAGGGGAAGUCUCCACCCCUACCCCCCACACCUCCACCCCUGGAGGUCAUAGACAGUUGAGGCCUGCUUCUUGCCCCAAGAACCCAGAGCCAGGAGAAAACACUCAGAGCCAAAUUUCCCCUUCUCAGCGUGGUCAUGGAGCAUGGGAGCCGAACACCUGCAUGACCAGGGCCCAAGCCUGGGAGCCCCAUGGCUAUUCAUGCUGGACUCUGAGCUUCCUCUGAGCCUCGCCCCAGAGGAAGACCCAAGUGUCACAACCUAGACACCCACGUCCUCCUGCACAAACAGGCCCCCGGCGCUGGCCAGCUGACUGUUAGCCUGGAAAGUUGAUUGAUCCCCAAGGGUCAAGGACAUCUUUCGGGAGGGGCAGUGUGUGGACGCACAUAUGUGUGAGUGUACACACACAGACUCACACACACACAUACCCUCUCACUCCCAGCUCUGUGGCCCGCAGCUCCAGCUGACCACCUGGGGAAAGGUGAAUUUUUGUUCAGUCACCCCACCACCACCCAGGGUUGUAACAUCUGUCAUCAGGCAUCAGUUCUGAUGCUGCUGGCCGCCCCUCUCCUAGUACCUGUGGCUCCCAUAAAGGUGUGUUCCUCUCCUUGUGAAGUUCAUGGGCCUCCCUCUUGUAAUGACAGUGGCCCUAACCUAUC
Budorcas taxicolor (takin) is the source of this 2728-nucleotide messenger RNA. It is a transcript of the gene CTNNBIP1, whose product is annotated as catenin beta interacting protein 1. The transcript is spliced from 5 exons. Bases 240 to 485 code for a protein of 81 amino acids. Gene Ontology annotation, cellular component: beta-catenin destruction complex; cytosol; nucleus. Lineage: Eukaryota; Metazoa; Chordata; Mammalia; Artiodactyla; Bovidae. Gene Ontology annotation, biological process: negative regulation of Wnt signaling pathway. The record is from RefSeq and is a predicted model, not a curated record. Gene Ontology annotation, molecular function: beta-catenin binding.